GGUGCCGGGAGGAGGACGUGUGCACAUCCUCAUUGCACCACGAGAGGCGCCGGUGUCUCUAGUGGUGGCGCCUGCUUCUGCGGAGACUGCGGCUUCUGUCUGAUUGUUUUUCCUCUCCUCCUCCAUCCCUUCCACAUCCCACAGCCUAGUGUAGAGAACUUUCAACGGAGGACUGUGGAGACCAUCUAUAUUGAAAUGGAGAACCAAGAAUCAACAGAUUCGUCUCAGAGCGCCAAACAGCACAUUAUUUCAGAGGAGUUGAUUUCAGAAGGAAAAUGGGUCAAAUUUGAAAAAACAACUUACAUGGAUCCUACUGGUAAAACUAGAACUUGGGAAACAGUGAAACUUACAACCAGGAAGGGACAAUCUGCUGACGUCGUGUCAAUCAUCCCAGUGCUGCAAAGAACUCUUCAUUAUGAGUGUAUUGUUCUGGUGAAGCAGUUCCGACCCCCAAUGGGUGGCUACUGCCUGGAGUUUCCAGCAGGGCUCAUCGAUGAUGGUGAAAGCCCAGAAGCAGCUGCUCUUCGGGAGCUGGAGGAAGAAACUGGCUACAAAGGUGACGUUGCUGAAUGUUCUCCAGCUGUGUGUAUGGAUCCAGGCUUGACAAACUGUACCACACACGUGGUGACAGUAACCAUCAAUGGAGAUGAUGCAGAAAAUGUAAGGCCGAAACCCAAACCAGGGGAUGGAGAAUUUGUGGAAGUGAUUUCUUUACCAAAGAAUGACCUACUGACUAGACUUGACGCUUUGGUAGCAGAAGAACAUAUUACAGUGGAUGCCAGGGUCUACGCCUAUGCUCUGGCACUGAAACACGCCAACUGGAAACCAUUCGAAGUGCCCUUCCUCAAAUUUUAAGGCCAAGGAGGACACUGGCCGUGUUUUGUAAAUGAGACGACAAGGCCUUCACUAUUCAAUGUGUUCAAUUAAGUUUAAUGUAGAUUGGAAAUCAUUUUUUUAUUCAUAAAAUAAAAGCAGCACAGACUAAA
Molecule: messenger RNA, 986 nt
Organism: Cricetulus griseus (Chinese hamster)
Lineage: Eukaryota; Metazoa; Chordata; Mammalia; Rodentia; Cricetidae
Source: RefSeq, a predicted model, not a curated record